Aspergillus viridinutans is the source of this 1548-nucleotide messenger RNA. RefSeq names its product putative cytochrome P450 oxygenase. NCBI's taxonomy places the organism in Eukaryota, Fungi, Ascomycota, Eurotiomycetes, Eurotiales, Aspergillaceae. The record is from RefSeq and is a predicted model, not a curated record. Gene Ontology annotation, molecular function: oxidoreductase activity, acting on paired donors, with incorporation or reduction of molecular oxygen; heme binding; iron ion binding. The transcript has 4 exons. The coding region runs from base 1 to 1548 and encodes 515 amino acids.
AUGGGUGUCAUUUCCGCGGUCGCGGCUUUGGCUUCGGUCAACGAGAACUUCAUUCUAUCUAUCCUACUAUUCCUCCCAGUCGCCUUGAUCGUGCGGAGUAUAUAUCGCCUGUAUUUCGACCCACUCCAUCACAUACCUGGCCCUAAGCUAGCCGCAAUCUCUCAUGUCUAUGAGUUCUAUUACGAUGUCAUCCGGGGCGGCAUGUUCAUCUGGGAAAUUGAAAGGAUGCACCAAGAAUAUGGUCCGAUUGUACGGAUCAAUCCCCGUGAAGUCCACAUAAAAGAUCCGUAUUUUUAUGACGAGCUCUACGCUCCAGCCCAGGGGGGCCGCGACAAGGAUCCCAAGUCUGUUGAGAUAUUCAGUUCCCCCACUGCGUUGGUUGCAACAGUUGACCAUCAAACGCAUCGCAUGCGCCGGAAAUUACUCACGAACUUCUUUUCAAGGCGAUCAAUCGAGAAGAUCGAGCCUGUUAUUCACGAGUCGCUUUCGACAUUCUUGGAUGGCCUUAUGAGGGCCUACAAGGAAGGCUCUGUAGUAGAGCUCAUCGACAGACUCCAAGGGUUGACCGGCGACGUCAUCACACAAUAUGCGUAUGGAGAGAGCUAUGGGCUCCAGGACCCCAAGAACUUCGGAAAGGGCAUUGUAAAGGUUGUUCAGGAAGGUACGGAGGAAAUCCACCUGCACAGGUUUUUCCCUAUCAUCCAGCGUUCUUUGCGAUUAGUGCCCUCGGUCUUCAUGACCCGGAUCUUUCCAGCCCGGGCAGCAAUGUACGACCUGUUGGGUGGGGUAAGAAAUAAAUCAAUAGAGGUGCUUCAGCAGAAGGACACGUCCAACCCUCCUGAGAGGAUGACCAUGUUUCAUGCUCUUACAGCUCCCGAGGUCCCCCCUGAGGAACGGACGUUGAACCGCCUUGAGGAUGAGGGACUGGUUCUGUUUGCCGCUGGUACCGAGACCACAGCGACCACCUUGGGAGUGGCUCUAUUCUACAUUCUUAAUGAUCCAACGGUCCUUACAAAACUCCGCGGAGAGGUUGACCAAGUCAUGCCCACUCCGCAAAGCCUGGCAACGUGGCGCCAACUUGAAAAGCUGCCGUAUUUGAACGGGGUUAUUCAUGAAGCCCUACGGUUUUCUGGCCUAGCUAUGCGGCAACAGAGAGUUUCGCCGACGGAGGUAAUGAAAUACAAGGAUUAUGCCAUUCCACCUGGGACUCCCGUUAGUAUGCUCCAAUACUUCUUGCAUACAGAUCCAGAACUCUUUUCCGAUCCCAAGAGAUUUUACCCUGAGCGUUGGAUGCUCGCGGCUGAGCGGAAUGAGGGGAUUUCAAGAUUCUUGGUGACAUUUGGCAAAGGCACCCGAUCCUGUAUAGGAAUGAACCUGGCCUAUGCAGAAUUACAUACUGUCCUAGCCGCCAUUGUCCGUCGAUUCGACUUGGAGCUGUACGAGACGACUGCGGAGGAUAUCCGUUUUAUGCGAGACAAACUGCUUCCACGGGCCAAGGACGGCCCUUGGAGAAUCCGAGUGAAGGUUGUUGGUGUCCGUGAAGAAUAA